This is a messenger RNA of Lasiosphaeria miniovina, 790 nucleotides long. RefSeq lists its product as uncharacterized. The record is from RefSeq and is a predicted model, not a curated record. NCBI's taxonomy places the organism in Eukaryota, Fungi, Ascomycota, Sordariomycetes, Sordariales, Lasiosphaeriaceae. The transcript is spliced from 2 exons. The coding region runs from base 408 to 716 and encodes 102 amino acids.
CCAUGGAAACCUGCUCAUAAAGUGUGAUGCAAGUAGGCAUACACCAUGUGGGAUUCUGAAUAAACUGCUAUGAAAGCGAGCUUGGAGUCCCUUCCUAUUAGCAUUUUCUGUAAAGUCACUGCAGCAAAUGUUUUGUCAAAUUCUGGCAUAUCUAGGUAGGUGUACGUGUAUACGUUAUGGAGGCCGAGGCCAAAAGAGAGGGCCGGCUGACCCUGGCUUCGCAGUAGUGUGGGCGCAUUGGAUCUUAUCGUCGCCAACUGCCCGGUUCACUAGCCAAUCGAGCACGGCGUAUUAUGCUUUCACUUGUUUUUAGAAGCUAUAGCGGGUUACUAAAAGACAUGGCUUGUAACUACCUACCUACCUAGUCGGCAAAUUAAUUUCCCAUCGGCCUAGAGCUCCCCACGACCAUGUAUAGGUUCAAAGCCGGCCUCAAGUACCCGCUCCGACGUCUCGUAGUAACCGGCACGGACACGCCCGAGAACUUUAGCCUGCUUUUCGGGUCGCAGCAAAUUCCCGACGGCCAUGCAGAAACCCGCAAGGAGGUGUUCAUGGCGGCAGAGACGCCAGCAGGGUCGCCGAUGGCUGCAAUGGGCGGCUUUUAUGACCAGGGAUGUCCCAGGUGGUCGCCGCGGCCGGCGAGCGAGGAGGAGGAAAAGGAGAUCCAGAAGCAAGUCGAGUUCAGCCGUACGUUCUCGUCGUUCUUGAGGCCGCCAUAAAAUGUCAAGGCGGUGGGUUGGACGGCUUUAGCUAUAGUUGAAACUACGGUGGGAUAGCAGCAGAAUGAACACUC